Penicillium mononematosum is the source of this 1110-nucleotide messenger RNA. Its product is annotated as glycoside hydrolase family 28 protein. Gene Ontology annotation, biological process: pectin catabolic process. The transcript has 3 exons. Gene Ontology annotation, molecular function: polygalacturonase activity. The record is from RefSeq and is a predicted model, not a curated record. Bases 1 to 1110 code for a protein of 369 amino acids. Lineage: Eukaryota; Fungi; Ascomycota; Eurotiomycetes; Eurotiales; Aspergillaceae. Gene Ontology annotation, cellular component: extracellular region.
AUGCGUACAUCCUUCCUUUCCAUGCUGGCCCUUGGCGCCGCCGCUGUGUCGGCUGCCCCAGCUCCUUCUCGUGCUUCCGAGCUGGUUGAGCGCGGAUCCUCCACCUGUACCUUUACCUCGGCUGCCAGCGCCAGCGCCAGCAAGAAGGCCUGUUCCACCAUUGUGCUGGACAACAUCAAGGUCCCUGCCGGCGAGACUCUCGACCUUUCCAAGUUGCAGGACGGCACCAAGGUCAUCUUCCGGGGUGAAACUACCUUCGAAUACAAGGAGUGGAAGGGUCCCCUCAUCCGCGUUGAAGGCUCAAACAUUGAAGUCUCUGGCGAGAAGGGCCAUGUCAUUAACGGUGAUGGAGCCAGAUGGUGGGACACCAAGGGAACCAACGGCGGCAAGACCAAGCCCAAGUUCUUCUACGCCCACAAGCUGAAGGACUCUUCCAUCACCGGCCUGAAUGUCAAGAACACCCCUGUCCAGGCUUUCAGCGUGCAGGCCGACAACCUGGUCCUCGACCACAUUACCAUCGACAACUCCGACGGUGAUACCAAGGGCGGCCACAACACCGAUGCCUUCGACGUUGGCGAGAGUACCUACAUCACGAUCAGCAAUGCCAACAUCAAGAACCAGGACGACUGCCUGGCUGUUAACUCUGGCGAGAACAUCGUGUUCACCGGCGGCUACUGCUCCGGCGGCCACGGUCUCUCCAUCGGAUCCGUUGGCUUGCGCGACAACAACAUCGUGAAGAACGUGACCAUCUCCGACUCUACCGUGACCAACUCCGACAACGGCGUCCGCGUCAAGACCAUCUACAAGGCCACCGGUGCCGUCUCUGACGUGACCUUCUCCAACAUCGAGCUGUCCAACAUCGCCAAGUACGGUAUCGUCAUCGAGCAGGAUUAUGAGAACGGCAGCCCUACCGGAACUCCCACCACCGGUGUCCCCAUUACCGGUCUGACUGUCGAGAAGGUUACCGGCAGUGUCGAGAGCAAGGCUACUCCCGUCUUCAUUCUUUGCGGUGACGGUAGCUGCUCUGACUGGACCUGGUCUGGAAACGAUAUCUCUGGCGGUAAGACUAGCAGCAAGUGCAAGAACGUACCUUCUGUCGCUUCUUGCUAG